AUGGGGAAGAUCAUUUUCUACGAGGACAGGAACUUCCAGGGUCGCAGCUACGAGUGCAGCAAUGACUGCUCCGACCUGCACUCCUACUUCAGCCGCUGCAACUCCAUCCGGGUGGAGAGCGGCUGCUUCAUGGUCUACGAGCGCCCCAACUACAUGGGUCACCAGUACUUCCUCAGGAGGGGAGAGUACCCUGACUACCAGCGUUGGAUGGGCUUCAGCAGCUCUGUCAGAUCCUGCAGAAUGAUCCCGAUGUACAGAGGCUCUUACCGGCUGAGGAUCUAUGAAAAGGCAGACUUCGGCGGUCACAUGAUGGAGUUUAUGGAUGACUGUCCCUGUGUCUCAGAUCGUUUCCACCAUCGCCACGUCUACUCCUGUAAUGUAAUGAAUGGCUUCUGGAUCUUCUACGAGUACCCCAACUACAGGGGACGCCAGUAUUUCCUCAGGCCCGGGGAGUACAGGAGGUAUCGCGAAUGGUGCGCCACGUGUGCGAUUGUGGGCUCUUUCAGACGAGUGACCGAUUUUUAG
Molecule: messenger RNA, 525 nt
Organism: Megalops cyprinoides (Indo-Pacific tarpon)
Lineage: Eukaryota; Metazoa; Chordata; Actinopteri; Elopiformes; Megalopidae
Product: gamma-crystallin M2-like
Exons: 3
Coding region: 1-525 (174 amino acids)
Biological process (GO): visual perception; lens development in camera-type eye
Molecular function (GO): structural constituent of eye lens
Source: RefSeq, a predicted model, not a curated record